GAUUGUCUGAAAAAUUUUGGUGACAAAUUAACGCGUUUAGAAGAAACAGAAAUCAUGGACUACCCUAAAAUUUGGUUUUUAGGUCCAGAAGCCCGCAAAGUUCAGGGAGUGGAAGGGGGGCCCAAUAAUAAUGGAUAUGAUGAUAAUGACGGAAACUAUUUGAGAGUAUUACAUGAUCAUUUAGCAUAUCGAUAUGAGAUUAUAGAACUACUGGGUAAAGGAUCAUUCGGCCAAGUCGUUAAAGUACUGGAUCAUAAAACGAAUACAAUUGUAGCCAUAAAGAUUAUUGUCAAUAAAAGAAAGUUUCAUAGGCAAGCAUUGGUUGAACUAAAAAUACUAGAUAUUCUUCGCAAAAGUGAUAGAGAAGGAAAUUGUAAUGUAAUACACAUGAAAGAAUACUUUUUCUUCAGGAAGCAUGUCUGUAUCACAUUUGAACUGCUAGGGAUGAAUCUAUACGAAAUGAUUCAGAAAAAUAAUUUCAGAGGCUUUAGCAUGGAAGUGGUUAGACGACUUGCAAUAUCUAUCUUAAAUUGCAUGCGGUUACUGCAGAGAGAACGAAUCAUUCACUGCGAUUUAAAGCCAGAAAAUAUUCUAUUAUCGAAACGGAGUAAAGUGGACAUUAAAGUUAUCGAUUUUGGAUCCAGCUGCUUCGAAGAUAAAAUCGUCUACAAAUACAUCCAAAGUCGCUACUACCGUGCACCGGAAGUGAUCUUAGGGAUCCGAUAUAAUUUAGCCAUUGAUAUGUGGAGUUUGGGCUGUAUACUUGCGGAGUUAUAUUCAGGUGUCCCAAUGUUCCCUGGUGAAAACGAAGCAGAACAACUCGCAUUAAUGAUGGAGAUGCUUGGCAUACCUCCUCGUGAGAUCCUAAUCAAUCGUGAUCGGAAAGCAUGCUUUUUUGACUCAAAAGGUAAUCCCAAGAAUAUUGUUAAUUCAAGAGGAAAGACUCAUUGGCCAAAUAGUAAGAGACUAUGUAACGUGUUAAAAUGCCACGAUGAACUGUUCUUAAACUUUUUGGAGAAAUGUUUCGUCUGGAAUCCGCUGUAUCGCAUGAAACCCGAUGAAGCUUGGGAACAUCCGUGGAUUCAAGCGGUAUGGCAUUAG
Trichoplax adhaerens is the source of this 1101-nucleotide messenger RNA. RefSeq lists its product as uncharacterized. Gene Ontology annotation, molecular function: protein serine/threonine kinase activity; protein serine/threonine/tyrosine kinase activity; ATP binding. Gene Ontology annotation, biological process: peptidyl-threonine phosphorylation; peptidyl-serine phosphorylation. The transcript is spliced from 14 exons. The record is from RefSeq and is a predicted model, not a curated record. NCBI's taxonomy places the organism in Eukaryota, Metazoa, Placozoa, Uniplacotomia, Trichoplacea, Trichoplacidae. The annotation marks the transcript as partial. Gene Ontology annotation, cellular component: nucleus.